AUGCCCCCCACUGAUGCCAAAACAAAGCUCCGCCCGCAACAAUCCUGUCUAAAAUGUCGCGAGCGCAAAGUGAAGUGCGACCGCUCUAUCCCCUGCCAUGCCUGCAUCGUCCGUGGGCUUGAGGCUGAAUGCACUUACCUGACUUCCCCCGAAGACCGCGCCCAUAUCAGCCAAGCGGAGAUUAUCGACCGCCUCCGCCGCGAAGUUGCCCAGCUGCGUGAUCAACUAGGCCAGGCUUCGCGACGCCCGAGCCCCGGCGCGCGCAGUGCCAGCGACCGCAGCGCGUACCGGCGCCCUGAGUACGCGGGCUCGACGGGCUCCGCGGAGCAUGGGGACGCGGUAGGAGGAGGGGGGCAGAGUUGGUCCGGAUCCUCACCGUCGUCGACGACGACGACAGUGGCCGGGUCAUUGGCGGUGACGAGCCCCGGUAGUACGGGUAGCGAGAGCGGCGCCGGGUCUGGAUGUUUGGGGCGAGGGCAGUCGCCGUAUCAAGCGUCGCUGGGGUAUCCGGUAUCUACAGCGGCGUUUGGAGGUGCACCGAUGGCGGGUCCGGGUUUGGGUGAGUCCGGGUCGGCAUUUGGGAAUUACAUGUCCGCUGGCACUUCCUUCUUCUAUCAUAUGUCGUCCUGCCUAGUACUGACGGGUUUUGUUUCAGAUCCCAUCGACAAUGCAACGGCCGCGCAACGUCCUGCAGACAGCAUCCCGGCCUUUGUGGGCCACAUGCCUGCUCCGAUCUCUAUGCACGGACUACCGCAACAGCCGCAAUUGUCGCAUCUAUACGGAGCCGGGGACGGGAUGAGCCCCGGCUAUGAUGGAAGCAUUGUGCAUCCCUACAUGCUCGAUUACGGGAAUUCAAGUCUAAACACCGAUCUGAACAUGUAUCCAAAUCUGAACCUUAACCGGGAGGACCACGCGCGCAUCGUGGCCGAUCACGACGCGGCCCAUGCUUACCAGCACCCACAUCAGCAGACGUGGGGCGCCGAUCCAGCAGUACCAAUGGGCCAGCAUUUCGCAGCGGUGCAGCAAGCGUAUCCUUACCCAGACGCAACGUAUUAUUCCACAUCUAUCGAUACGAACCAUCAUCACAACAACUUCGCCCCCGCAGAUCCGAGCAACGAUUCUUCCGGGCCAUCCUCACACACCCCACCUCUCGGUCCAAACCAAACUCACAUCCUCAACCCAAAUCAUGCUCCAUUGCAGACAGAAGCACCUUUAGCCCAGACCCUAACGGCCCAGAUUUCGAAAUCCUGGAAGGGGGCCGACAAGCGGGAUCUUCUGGAGACAAUCCUCGAAACCAUUGGCACCUGCGACGAGGAGCGCGUCGCACAGGUCGUUCAGGUCGUGCGCACGAGUCAUACACCCGAGGAAGCCGUCUCGGGCAUCUGCCACGUCCUGGGCAUCGGGAGUGGACAGCCGUCGCCCACUUGA
Penicillium macrosclerotiorum is the source of this 1428-nucleotide messenger RNA. Its product is annotated as Zn(II)2Cys6 transcription factor domain-containing protein. Gene Ontology annotation, molecular function: RNA polymerase II cis-regulatory region sequence-specific DNA binding; DNA-binding transcription activator activity, RNA polymerase II-specific; zinc ion binding. Bases 1 to 1428 code for a protein of 475 amino acids. Gene Ontology annotation, cellular component: nucleus. The record is from RefSeq and is a predicted model, not a curated record. The transcript has 3 exons. Gene Ontology annotation, biological process: regulation of transcription by RNA polymerase II. NCBI's taxonomy places the organism in Eukaryota, Fungi, Ascomycota, Eurotiomycetes, Eurotiales, Aspergillaceae.